Messenger RNA from Carassius auratus (goldfish), 3118 nucleotides. RefSeq names its product ras-related protein R-Ras2. Bases 257 to 865 code for a protein of 202 amino acids. Gene Ontology annotation, cellular component: membrane. The record is from RefSeq and is a predicted model, not a curated record. Gene Ontology annotation, molecular function: GTPase activity; GTP binding. Gene Ontology annotation, biological process: signal transduction. The transcript has 6 exons. NCBI's taxonomy places the organism in Eukaryota, Metazoa, Chordata, Actinopteri, Cypriniformes, Cyprinidae.
UGCAGCACAGUCAGUGCCUGGUAGCGAUUUAGACGAGGGCGUAUGUAUGGGCUUGAGGCAGCAGUGAAUGCAUUUCCCACAGACUGUGGUCGCACUUUUCUCCUCGCAUACGGAUUACCACUGAGUUCACAAAUUGCCUAGACGCAGCAUCGCUUUUUUACCCGCUCCAUUUCUCCAUUUAAAGGCCUGUCACAGAGUAAAGUGGCUCGGUGUGCGUGUGUUUAGUCAGCGGAGCGAGAGCAGCAGUGUGUCCCCGAUGGCUGGCUGGAAGGACGGCUCAGUGCAGGAGAAAUAUCGCCUGGUGGUCGUCGGAGGUGGUGGCGUCGGAAAAUCAGCAUUAACCAUUCAGUUUAUCCAGUCAUACUUCGUCACUGACUAUGACCCUACGAUUGAAGACUCCUACACAAAACAGUGUGUGAUCGACGAGAGGCCUGCGCGGCUGGACAUCCUGGAUACAGCAGGACAGGAAGAGUUUGGAGCCAUGAGAGAACAAUACAUGAGGACAGGGGAGGGCUUCCUUCUCGUCUUCUCUGUCACUGACCGGGGAAGCUUUGAAGAGAUCUACAAGUUCCAACGACAGAUCUUGAGAGUGAAGGACCGGGAUGAAUUUCCCAUGAUUCUAGUGGGUAACAAAGCUGAUCUUGAGCAACAGAGACAAGUGACCCAGGAGGAGGGCCAGCAGCUCGCCAGACAACUCAAAGUCACAUACAUGGAGGCCUCAGCUAAGAUCCGUAUGAAUGUAGACCAGGCUUUCCACGAGCUGGUCCGAGUCAUAAGGAAGUUCCAGGAGCAAGAGUGCCCACCCUCGCCGGAGCCCACUCGUAAAGAGAAGGAUAAGAGCGGCUGCCAUUGUGUGAUUGUCUAACUGGCUUCUCACUGCUGCCACUCUCCCAGCUGCUGUCACCGGUCCCUGUCCCCAACCCUGCCUUCUGACAUCACAUCCUGUGUGGAUGAACUGGCUGCCUUUCUACAUGUGCAUGUCUUCAAAACAGCAGUCUCUCUCAUAGCCUUAUCGGGGGCAUCUGUGCCUCUAGGACUUCACUACUAGAAGAACCAAACUGACACAAUCUUGAUCGAACUCACCAUUGUACCUUCAACUAGAGUACUGACAUCAGUGUGACCUACAAUAUGGUAAUCGUGUCCCAACACUAAACAUCGCUUCUUACAAAUUUGCUAUAAAACACACACACAAUUCCGUUUUUUGUAUUUUGAAGAUUUCUUUUUCUCUUGCCUUGUGACAUUUGUACUUUUGCUGAGAUCGAAAGACUAAACGAUACACCAAUCGGGAUUGCAGACGACUUUUAGUUCCUGAUCUUUCACAAGAUCUAGAGUGAGAUGGUGUUCUGAAGCUUUGUGUGUGUGUGUCGUGCCAUAUCUGUUUUUACUUCCAUAUGCUAAGCAGCGACUGUACAUAAGUAAAGAUUCAUGUGAGUUGAAACCACCUUUAUAAUGACAAAACUCAGUCGCAGAGUAUCUUGUGUGAGAUUGACAAGCUUGUUUUGACAUGGAUUAAAACAAUAAUGCACUCGCAGAUAUGUAAAUAGAUAGCCUCUAACAUUAUGCCAAUUUUGUCAGCAGUGAAAUCAGUUUCCCAACUUCUUUUUUUGUUUGUAUUGUAAAGCUACUUGGCAUGUAUGGAUUUGAUUCUUUUAAAGGGAUAGUUCACCUAAAAAUGAAAAUUUAUUCACCCCUCAUCGGUUUCAAACCUAUUCCAUACCAACACUUUUUGUCUGCGGAUUUUUUAUUUUUUUUUGGUCCGUAAAAUGAACAGGGUUGUUUUAUUUAUUUUAUAACAUUUUCUCAUAUUUAUACAGAGUCUGACCUGAAUUGCAUGAAUGCAAGAGAAACAAUUUCUGAGUUUGUAAAAAAAAGAAUUGAGGUAAUCUUGUGGUUUUCUGCUAAAUUAACUAAACAAAGAAAAGAAGACGACCAUAAAUAUUGUUUAGAUUACUGUUAGUUACAUUGAUUAUUUUAUUAAAUACUUUUCCAGUUUUAUACAGGUAAUAUGUCUUUAUUUAUUGUAUUGUUAAUUUUUAAUAAUUAAUGAAAAAUCAUAUUUGCAAUCAUCAUUAUUAUAAUUAUUAUACAUUCAUACUUAAUUCUUCUUUUCUUCCUUCUUUUUUGUCCUUUGCUGAUCAUAUUUCAGAAUGAAAAUCGAUUGUUGUUUUAGGCCCCAUUGCUUUUCAUUAUUUGGACAAAACAUAUUUCAAUUUGUGUUUCACAGAAGAAAGUAAGUCAAGGACAAGAGAAUGUUCAUAUUUGGUUGAACUUUCCCUUUACGUUCUGUGAUUGUGAAAUGUAUUCUACAUGUAGCUGGAUUGUUCAGCUCUGAUUUCUACAGACUAUCUUCAGACUCAGGUUGCUCCAUUUACAGUGUUUUCACCAAGUUCAUUCAGAGGUGCACAAUAGGCUGUCUGUUCUCUACUAGGUACCCCACCGAGAUCGAUGAGACUGAGAAAUAGUCACUGAAAUAAUUGUUUUUUUUUCUGGCCUUGUAUUUCAAUUCACUUUUACACUGAUUUUCUUUUUUAUUGGUUUGGAAAUGUAUUUAAGUGAUCAAAACAGCGCAAGGACUUUGUUUCAAGGGGACAGUUGAACUGCUUACACCACAGGCAUCUUUUAAGCAUCUUUUCAUGAUAUACAUGAAAAAAACCAUUUUUUUUUAUUAUUCAAAAGACAGAAUUCAUACAUCAGACAUCCACAUUCCCUCGAGUUUUUCUUUUUUUAUGGGUUGACGUCUCUGUGACAUUCACACUUAAAACUGACAGGUGAUAGUUUGCUUCCUGGCUUCAUACUCACUAUUGCAUCAUGCCAUGUUUUAUUUUCGUCUUCCUUUUUUUAUUUUUUUUCAGCGUGCAUUUCUGUAUGAGGGAUACAAAUAGACUAAUUUUAGUUUUUGUUUUAUCAUCAUGUAAUAUAAGAAAAAAAAUGGCGUUGAUCUUUUGAAUGGACAUGAUUAAAUGUUUUUACUAUAUACUUUUAUACAUUAUUUUCUUAUCAGACCAGUUAAUGAGUAUUUUUAUAUGUUUGUAAGUGAAAAUGCUCUCACGGCACAACUAUGUGUAUAUGUAAAGAGGAGUAUUUAAUUAUCUCGGUUUGUUUUGAACUAAAAAAAAAA